Messenger RNA from Caenorhabditis remanei, 372 nucleotides. RefSeq lists its product as uncharacterized. The transcript has 2 exons. Bases 1 to 372 code for a protein of 123 amino acids. Lineage: Eukaryota; Metazoa; Nematoda; Chromadorea; Rhabditida; Rhabditidae. The record is from RefSeq and is a predicted model, not a curated record.
AUGGUAUAUGAUGGUGGCCAUUACAUUGUUGUUGAUUCACCCUCCGCAACGGAUGUGCAUUCAAAAGAGCUCAUGUUAAAAGGCAUCGCAUCGAGAAACAUCGCUCCGGGAGAAAUACAAUACGUGGUGACUACUCAUGGUCAUCCUGAUCAUUUUGGACAAGGAAAUUUCUUCCCGAACGCAAGACACUUUUUUGGAAGUUAUGAGUAUUCGGACACUAAUUUCAUCUCCACAGAACUUCACACGAAGGAUAUUAUGCAACUGACUGCGAACGUUCAGCUCUGGAACACCCCUGGCCACACAGCCCAGGAUGUGACGGUCAUGGUCCACAAUGUCUCGUGUUGCGGAAUAAUUGCAGUUGCUGGUAAAUAA